Molecule: messenger RNA, 1380 nt
Organism: Aplosporella prunicola CBS 121167
Lineage: Eukaryota; Fungi; Ascomycota; Dothideomycetes; Botryosphaeriales; Aplosporellaceae
Exons: 6
Coding region: 1-1380 (459 amino acids)
Biological process (GO): zinc ion transmembrane transport
Cellular component (GO): plasma membrane
Molecular function (GO): zinc ion transmembrane transporter activity
Source: RefSeq, a predicted model, not a curated record
AUGGCCGUCCUAGCCGCGGCCAUAAACGCCCAGACGAUGCUUACGGUCGCCAGCAUCACGGACGUAGCGCGUCGUGCUGCUCUAAUCACUUCCUCACCAGUGUCCACUGCUGCAAGCAGUGUCGCUGUGACUGCCAUCUCGGGAUGCCACAUGCACGGGAGCUCGCAGUUCUGCCGCGCGGGCUCCGCUGAGUAUCAAGUCAUAGCUACCGCGUCGGCGACGGGAGAGCUGCCGGCUAGGUAUACGGGCUGUCAUAAACAUGGUGCGGACAUGUUCUGCAUUGGGCCCGACGGCGAAGAAGUCGAAGUCAUUGGCGAAGAAGCUGCGGAUGCGGAGGAGCACGAGCACGAGCAUGAGCAUCACCACCAUGACCAUGACCACGACCACGGUCACAACCACAGCCACGGCAGUUCAGGUGGCAAAAACUGUCACUUCCACGCCGGCGUCGAGUACGCAAACACCUCUUUCUCCAAACCGCACAAGUACAACGUCCCUCUGCGCAUCGGAUUGCUUUUCGUGAUCCUCGAAACCAGCGCGCUAGCCGUCUUCGCGCCUAUGGUCCUCACGUCCUUCACGCGCAUCACAGGCGCGCACACCGGAUUCAUCCUGCUCAAGCAAUUCGGGACUGGCGUCAUGAUAUCGACCGCCUUUGUGCACCUCCUCACACACGCCAACCUCAUGCUCUCCAACCCCUGCAUCCACUACCCCGCGCCCUACGAAGCCACGCCCGCCGCCAUCUUCAUGGCCGGCCUGUUCCUCGCGUUCCUAGUCGAGUACCUCGGGCAGCGCGUCGUGCUGCGGCGGCAGAAGCAGGCUGUUGUACAAGCACAAACACAGACACAGACACAGACACAAGACCAGCACCAACACCAGCACAAUGGCGUUGACGAAGAAGCAGCGCCAGCAGCACCAGCAGCACCAGCGCCGCCCCACCCCGCAGGCGCGGGAGUACGGCAAGACUCCGCCGCCACGACAACAUGGGCAGAAGAGCGGAAAGAAUCCAGCUCCACCCAAAACACCCCCUCCCCCUCAAAUGCCCAACACCCCACCCCACACUCCAACCACCCCACCACCACCGCCCUCCAAAAAAUGCUCCUCGGCCUCACCUUCGCGCUCAUCACGCCCCUAGGCAUGGCGCUCGGGCUCGGCCUGCUGCACCGCUUCAACGGCAACAGCGCGGCGGUCCUGCUGGCGAUCGGCGUGCUCGACGCCCUGUCGGCCGGGAUACUGGCGUGGACGGCCGUGGUCGAGAUGCUAGCGGGAGAGUGGAUGGCGCCGGGGGGCGCGCUGCGGGACGCUAGUGGGCGGAAGACGGUCGCGGCCGGGGCGACGCUGCUGGUGGGUGUGGCGGGGAUGAGUUUGCUCGGGAAGUGGGCUUAG